This is a messenger RNA of Moneuplotes crassus, 1443 nucleotides long. NCBI's taxonomy places the organism in Eukaryota, Ciliophora, Spirotrichea, Euplotida, Euplotidae. The record is from the annotation of a GenBank genome assembly.
AAAUGAGUGCGUCCAAAAAGCCGAGAUAUUUCACUAAAUCAUACUAUUCAAACAAGAAUUAUUCUGUUGCCAAAACUACACGAAAAUUAAAGCAUGUCCAGAUUGCUCUUACAAGUCCUUCAUCAGAAGAAGUCUGCCAAAACUCAAAUUCAAGCAAGGAUAAAGCUAGAUCGCAUCAAAAGUUAACCUUACCAUCCAAGAACGGCCACAUAUCGUCACAGAAAUAAAUCUAAAUGGGACACCUGGAGGACUCUGGAGAAACGCCAUGCUGAUUUAAACGCGAAUGGGAAAGCUUGAGUCAAUCGAAAAUACAGAAACUCAAAGAACAGAACUUCUCAGAACCUCAUGAAAUCCAAAUUUAAUCAUUUCCUGAAGGAGAAAGCAUCUGUUGAACCACCUAGUGAGUACUACGUUCUUGAAACCAACGAGGAAGAGUCUAAAAUAGUUAGGAAUAAACCAAGCAAGAAAAAUUCAAGGAUUUUAGCAAAAUUUUCUUCUCCAAAUGACUUAAAAAGAUCUAUUAAACAAAUUAGCAAGAAAAUACAGAAGAAUAUCGAGGACUCUAGUCCAGGAAAAUCACCAAACAAGUAUGAGUCCCCGGCUCAUAAGAAAAAGGCGAAAGAUGAUGAGAAAUACCUCUCAACUAUAAGGAAGAGGUUUGGGAAAAGAAUUCCCAAACCUUCAGGAGACAGUUCUGGAAGAGCCACUUUCUCCCCACAAGUACAUACAUCUAGUGAUCGAAAUGGGAAAUCUCAGACCAAUUUUAGCUUAAAAACAGAAGAAUACCUACAAAAUAACAGACAGAAGGAAGAAGAGAGGGAUAUCAUGAAAUUGAGAGGCAAACAUUCUCUUGGAUCUCAGAAAUACAGCACAAAGAUUUAUACAUUUAAGAAGUAUGCCUUAGAGGACCCGAGGGAAACCCCACCUCUAAAAAUAAGUAUAAAUCAGAGAUACAUUCCUACAAAUCGUAAGAGCAGUUACCUCAGUAAAUCUCAAAAGGAGCCAUUUAAGAUUGCCAAAGAUGCAAAAGAUUGUGAUGAUUUUGAAGAAAAUAGAAAUAUUUUUAAUCAAAAAUCGUCUAAACUUAAAUCUUUUCACCCAAAGCAAAAGAAUUUUAUACCUCUGAAGGCAAGAAUGAGCGGGUCUAAAUCCUCACUGAAUUUCCACAGCUCAUUUUCAGACAUAAGGCCGCACUUUGGAAGAGAUUUCGUAGCUGGAAUUAAGAAGAAAAUUAAUUACAAGUCCUACUUGUCCAGAGAAGAAAAUAGCAAUCUAGCAGCUUCAAAAUCAAGCUAUAUCAGUAGCCAAAGCACUUCUAAUAUACUACCAGGUUCGAGGAUAACAAAAAGUGCUAGAUUUGGGGCUAGAAAAGUCCACAUCGGACACACAUAAUUUAUCGAACUUUGCAUCAGUUUAGAGCAUCAAAAAUAGAUUUUAAGCAAC